UAACUUUUGUGUGCGACGACAACACAAAGAAGAUCACAUCCGAAGUGCCAUUCGGCCACGUAUGGACUCGUUCUCAAAAGACAAGAAGAAUAUCAAGGGCACAUUAUGCUCCCUUUGUCUCUAUAACAAAGCACCUUGUGCAUAUUCACAUCAGCAGAGGCAAAGAGUGAUUGAAAUCUUUUGUCCUUCGAUGCUGGCAUCAUAAAAGUGAGAUGAAUGGAGGAAUAAUUCGACUAUAAUCAAGACAGCACACCCUAUCAUUUUAAGAGCUGGUUCUCAGACAACGUUGGUUGCACAGUGGCAAAUUGUCGGGAAUAAGUCAAGCUGGAAACUGGUUUUCGGCUGCGUCCUCCAGCCCCCGCAUUGCCUGUUCCAGACAAGCAGUGAGUUUGCAGCAGCUCUGCUUGGAGUCAGAUUACAUGCAACCAUUCCAAUGGUGUAACGGCUGCCUCUGUGGUUUAGGGCUGCAGCAUUCAGACUGUGAUAUGUCAGAGGAAGACAUCUACCGUCUGCCGCUCAACGUGUACGUCAUCGUACUGGGCAUAGGCAUGUUCAUCUUCAUGCUCAGUGUAAUCUUCUGCUGCUAUCUGUUCAGGCUGAAACAGCAAGGCACAAGGGAGCAGUACAGUUACAAUGAGGUGGUGCUGAAAGGUGCAGGAAAGAAGCUGAGCCUGCUGGGACAGCCCUGUGCCGUGUGUCUAGAGGAAUUCAAGACCAGAGACGAGUUGGGUGUGUGCCCGUGCUCACACACCUUCCAUAAGAAGUGCCUGCUGAAAUGGUUAGAGAUCCGCAGCGUCUGCCCGAUGUGCAAUAAACCCAUCAUGCGUAUCCAGAACGCCGACGCCCCACGAGGAGCCGAGGUGCUGCAAGACCCAGAGGAGGUGUGACCCCAGAAACUGUGCGGCCCACGGCCAGAUUAACACCCUCCAGUUCUGCGGUCGUUGGAACAAAUCACGUGACCCGCUAAGGCUCUUCAAAGCCAUCUAUAUGCACCGCCACAGCGGACCUGGAGAACGUGAGAAACCAGGACGACAACGUUCAGCCUCCACUAGUGAUUCAGUAGCCAAACAUAAGAAUAAUCUCCUAUAUAUCGUGCCACAAUAUUCUUUAAAUUAGUAAUGUGCCGAGGUUCUAAAGCGAGAGACACACCGUGCAUGCUGGGUAACAGGCAUCAAAAUGAGAGGUAAAUAUCCUCAGGGGAUCUAACUAGGAAACAAAAGAAAACAAUUAAACUUUUACUGCCGAUGAAGGGGCGUAUAUAUGUGACAGUAGGGUGUAGGUGUAGUGCACUGUCUGUUUGACUGGUUCUACAGGUCUUCGUAAAGAUCCUAAGUAGUCCUUACAGAAAUAUUCAAUAUAUAAUCAGUAACCAGCAGUUCUUCUCUCCAUUUAUCGUGUUCACUGCUUGAAUUGUUCCUUUUUCUUGUCAUUUUGUAUUGUUUGUUUUUGAAUAAAAUGUUUUUGUGGUUAACCUUC
Messenger RNA from Rhinichthys klamathensis goyatoka, 1476 nucleotides. RefSeq lists its product as uncharacterized. NCBI's taxonomy places the organism in Eukaryota, Metazoa, Chordata, Actinopteri, Cypriniformes, Leuciscidae. Gene Ontology annotation, cellular component: endomembrane system. Gene Ontology annotation, molecular function: ubiquitin protein ligase activity. The transcript has 6 exons. Bases 420 to 887 code for a protein of 155 amino acids. The record is from RefSeq and is a predicted model, not a curated record.